Messenger RNA from Erigeron canadensis, 756 nucleotides. RefSeq names its product small nuclear ribonucleoprotein Sm D2. Lineage: Eukaryota; Viridiplantae; Streptophyta; Magnoliopsida; Asterales; Asteraceae. Gene Ontology annotation, molecular function: RNA binding. Gene Ontology annotation, cellular component: U5 snRNP; U2 snRNP; precatalytic spliceosome. The record is from RefSeq and is a predicted model, not a curated record. The coding region runs from base 145 to 471 and encodes 108 amino acids. Gene Ontology annotation, biological process: spliceosomal snRNP assembly; RNA splicing. The transcript has 7 exons.
UGGAUUUAAAACCCAAAUCACAUCUUCUUCUCUAUAAAUAUAUAACAACACAUAGUGUUCAGACGGCACGCCAAGAUCUUCUUCUACAGUCUCCUGCUCCGUAUUCCGACCGGAUUACAUCUUUCGCUCCAGCUUACAUACAACAUGAGUCGACCAAUGGAAGAGGAUGCUCCUGUUAAGAAUGAGGAAGAGGAGUUCAACACUGGGCCUCUCUCUGUCUUGAUGAUGAGUGUUAAGAAUAACACACAGGUUCUUAUUAACUGCAGGAACAAUAAGAAGCUUUUAGGUCGUGUUAGGGCAUUCGAUCGACACUGCAACAUGGUCCUUGAGAACGUUAGAGAGAUGUGGACCGAGGUGCCGAAAACAGGAAAAGGGAAGAAGAAAGCUCUUCCGGUGAACAAGGAUAGGUUUAUUAGCAAGAUGUUUCUCCGAGGCGAUUCGGUCAUCAUUGUGCUUAGAAACCCCAAGUGAUUGUAUUUCGUGGAUAUGGAAUUCUGGAUCUGUAGUUCUUGGAUGGAAAUUUGGCUUGUGAUGGAAGUAAAAUGAUGCUAGUAGUGGACUUUCUCAUGGUAGUCAUUGUAUUUCUGUUAAAAAAAAGCUUGGUUUGUACGAGUUUUGUGAUUUAGUGAAUCCUAAGUCCUAACUUUUCUUUGGUUUACUCUUUAUGGAAGGACCAGAGCAAUCCUCAACUUGUUCUAUCAUUGAUUGUUGAAUGUUACUCUUUUUAUGCUAUGUAUGUGCUUGUUCAUCUUUUCA